AUGCAGAUAAGGAUCAGAACAAAGGAUUAUUUAAAGGUCAAGUCACAAGGUCAGUUUGAAAAUGAAACAAACCCAGAAACAGGUUUAGUGCCCAAUCAAACCGAGACAACUGUUAGUGACAAUGGGCAGCAAGAGCAUGACGGUAUCCCUGGGUCUGGUCAAGACCCAUCCCACAAUGGUCAACCUCCAUUUCACCAAGGUCAAGGCCCAUCCCACCAAGUUCAACUCCCAUCCCACCAAGGUCAACUCCCAACCCACCAAUGUCAACCCCCAACCCACCAAAGUCAACCGCCUUCCCACCAGGGUCAAUCCACCAAGGUCAACCCCCAUCACACCAAG
This is a messenger RNA of Paramuricea clavata, 339 nucleotides long. NCBI's taxonomy places the organism in Eukaryota, Metazoa, Cnidaria, Anthozoa, Malacalcyonacea, Plexauridae. The record is from the annotation of a GenBank genome assembly.